GGCACAGAUCAGUGCAGUGAGUCUUGCUGCUCUCUUGCUGCUGGUCCAGGCCACAUGUGGCAGGCAUGUGGGCUUCUCCUUGGCCACCUCUGGCAACUCAUUUGGAGCCACAUCUGGUUGGCAUCCCUGGGACCUGCCUGGCAUUUAUAUAGCUCAUUUAUUAUCAUAGUGCUGCUCUUCCCAGCCAGAGGUGUUGUGAAACUGGCCAGACAAUAUAUAUGUUGCCGUAAGGAGACUAGCGGCUUCUUUCAGAACCUGAGGGAACUUGAGGGUCUUAGCCCCUCACAUGACAGCAAACAAGAGCCAAAUAUGACUAGUCCCUUGUUCCAGUAUGCAGAGGGGCCUGAGGAGAUUAGCCCCGUGCUACGAUACCUACAGCACCCAGAAGAGUUUACUGCCUUGCACCAGCAACUACCGCAGCCUGAGGAAAAGGCUGAUACCUCAGCCAAGGAGUCAACAGAAUUUAGUCCUGUUCUCCAGUACCUACAGCAGCUAGAGGAAAUUGGUAGUAACUUGCUCCAAUGGGAUCGCUGUUUCAUGUUGUCUUCCCCAGGAAAUGCCAACCAUGUGGAGGAUGCGACUCAGGUGCCUAUGGACAUGGACAUUCCAACUCCUGCCACUGCAUAUCAUGACACUAGAAUCAUCGAUGGUCCAGCAGUGCCUGGAUAUGGGAACAAGGAGCAGGUCACAUACAACAUGGCCGGAGAACACGCCAACCAUAUAAGACCCCCCUCGAGAAGCUCCAGUAAGACCUCCUGGAAGAACUCCAAAGGCCCAGCAGAGAACAGAACAGCCAUGGGGAGAUCCCCAGUAACACCACAGACCUCCCCUUCUACACAGCGUUUCCAGACAAAAACCCACAGUAAACAGAACCUCAGGCCCAAAACGCCCUCUGCACUCUCCUUUCACAGUGGAUCCCUUAAAGGGCCUGCGGGGAGGAAGGACGGUCUGGAUAGCCCAACUUCCAAGGGAGCAGCCAGUCACCAAAAGGGAAGGCCUGGAGGUUCCUGGCAGCCUGCCAGCAGUGGCCAAGAUGACAUGGACGAGACCUACAAUGAUACAAGGGAAUUAGCAGGCAGACACUAUCGACUUCUGGGGACCCCUUUACUUGGAUCUCCCCGAAGGGCCAUGAAGGGGAACUGUGAAAACACGAAAGAGUCUGGGAAAGUUCCAAGUGCCCAGGAAUCGCUAGCAUCAAGUGGGCAGGAUGUGAAAGCAGAAGGAAAGUCCUUUCAGGAGAAGAAAAACAGCCUCAUCCCUGCCAAUAUCAAGGCUAAGUUUGGCACAUCUAUGGUGGAGAAACUGGUUUCUGAGGAGCAGGCACGUCGUACUCUCUGUGAGGCUGGACUGAUUCAAGGGCAGAAACGACUCAGCGACUGGACAUUCAAGCCAAUAGAGAAUCCCAUGGCACCUUCACCUUAUGCUGAUUAUUAUGAACUAGGUUACAACCUGAGAUCCAACAUUUUCCAAGGAGGACCAUUAGAAAGCAGAAGCCUGAUGAAGGAUUCCUAUACCCCAGAUGUUAUCAAGAGAGCAGUCCGGGAUCCCAAACACUGGCAUGGAAGGAAAACUGAUGACCUAGGGAGAUGGUUCCAGAAAAAUGCCCUGAACCUUAAUCUGCAAAAAGCUUUGGAGCAAAAAUAUGGGGAGAAGAACAAAGGUGGCAAAUCCUAAGAAGGCAUAAAAGCAGCAUGUGAGCCCUCAGUGAAAAAUAUCUGUCUCUCCACAGCAUUGGAAUAAACCUCCAUGCAGCCUC
Molecule: messenger RNA, 1756 nt
Organism: Pogona vitticeps (central bearded dragon)
Lineage: Eukaryota; Metazoa; Chordata; Lepidosauria; Squamata; Agamidae
Source: RefSeq, a predicted model, not a curated record